Protomyces lactucae-debilis is the source of this 3064-nucleotide messenger RNA. RefSeq names its product Sfi1 spindle body protein-domain-containing protein. The record is from RefSeq and is a predicted model, not a curated record. The transcript has a single exon. NCBI's taxonomy places the organism in Eukaryota, Fungi, Ascomycota, Taphrinomycetes, Taphrinales, Protomycetaceae. Bases 90 to 2822 code for a protein of 910 amino acids.
AAAUCCAGCGACAGCGACGAGACAGCCUACAAGACAGCACCCGCAUAGUCACGCCAUGCUCACAUCCUGCGCAUCCUUGUCCUCCAUCCAUGCCGCAUCACCAGAAACAUACAACCCUCUUCUCACACCAGGAACAUGCACUCCUUCAGCAAGUCGUCCGCCAGUGUCUACGUAAACACACCGACAACCCAGGCUCGCUCCCAUCUCAACCGCCUCAACUCGGCGAAGCACUCGCGGCCCUCCAAGUGGUCCAGCAGGAACUGCACAUCCAAGAAGAGUCAGACCUCGGGCGACACCUGUGGACACUGGUCUGCAAACUUGCUCGACUUCCCGGAGAAUCAUGGCCAGAGAAGCUGUCCUUUGCUGCACAGGCAGGCGCAGUGGGAGAUCCUCAUGACGAUGCAGACGAUGAGGAUGAGGAUGAGGGCAACGAAGCAGGCAUCAUUGCAGGGUAUCGGUCAGAAUCAGCGUCGCAACAGCCUGAGUUGCGUCGCGCAAAGUAUGGGCAACGACAGAGUCAGCACCGAAGCGGUUAUGCUACAGCAAGUGAGGUAGGGCCAUCGUCUGUGAUUCCCUCAAGGCGCAUGAAUGCACGCGCAGGCAACAAGUCUGUGCUGUCGCAACGCCUUGCUUUCGAAGAAGCAGAGGAAGCCAAGCGCAGAGACCUGCAGCGUAUUCAAAAGCGUCGACAACCUUCAGCGACUCGAGCACCUUCUCAAGUUCGUUCACUUUCGCCGCCACGCAUGGCACAGCCGCAACCCUUCAAAGAACCACAAGUGACGACUGCGAAACAAGCGGAACUCACGCGUAUCUACCUCGAUGUGGAAAGCUACAGACUCGGUAGACUGCUCGAGGCAGUCUUGGAUCACUGGCGCAGUCGCUUUCGAGAGCAUGCGUACAAGAAGCAAGAGAUACGCAGACUACAGCACAAACAAUACGAACAGGCAGUGCGUAUUGAUCACACUUCGGUUGUGCAACUUGCCUUCAACCUCUGGUAUGAUAGGACUGUGCGGUCGCUUGAGACGAGUCGCAUCCAAGGGCGAAGAGCUGAUUAUGCAUUUCUGGACAAGCACCUGUACCGAUGGUCACUCAAGGUUCAGCAAGUCAAACGACAACGCUGGCUCGAUCAAAUUGCUGCUGCGCAAGAAAACCAACAAGCUGCAUUUGCUGCUCAACGAGAUGCACGCUGCCUGCAUGACUUUGCCUUGCGUUGGCGUACAAAGCUUGCAAGACAUCAAAUUGCUUCAAAGCAGGCAGUUCGUGUCUAUCAACGCACCACACGCAAAAGGUCACUCAAAAUAUGGUUCUGCAGCGCUUGCGAGCAAAGUCUCAUUGCUGUCCACAAAGAUUCGCUAGCGCGACAAUGCCUACAAGCUUGGCGUGUCAAGAAGCAAGUGCGUGAGAUCAGUCUAGCUCGUGUCGAUGCCUCACGUGACGAUAUGCUUCUCGCGCGCUUCUUUGAGUGUUGGGCUGGUAAGAUGAUUGCUCACGAUGAAGAUGGCCAAGUGGCCGAUGAAAUGGUGGCAUCACGCUUCCUCUCACAUUGGAGACGCUCUCUUGCCUUGCAUGAGAUGGCAAAACCGAUUGUUCGAAGAACAAAUGAGAGACUCGCCACGCAGGCUUUGAUCAGAUGGCAAUCCGCACGAGCUGAACGCAAGGCUGUGGCAAAAGUUGGGCAAUUCGCAAAACUCAGUUUCAUUUAUCAAGCUUGGCGCCGCGAGACUAUAUGUACGCGGUUCACUAGAGAUGCCAAUUUUGCACUUGCACAGCGAUUCUUUGCUGCGUGGCAACGCGAAGCAGUCUUGCGACAGCUACAAGCAGAACAAGAUGUUGACCUUGCAUCACGUGCACUCUUCGCCUGGACAGACAAGCUUCGUGAUGCAAGCGGUGCAAGUGGUUCUCUAGCGCAAGCCGAGUUCUUGCUUCGACAAAGGCAAGCGACACGGUUGCGCAGGACUGCGCUGGACAGCUGGUUGAUUCGCUUGGCAGAUCAUCGAUCCCUCGAAACUGUUGCCGACGCAGAGUAUAAUGCCCGUACCGCAACGUGGGCGACCGAGCAACUCUCAAUGCGCUUCAGUAAGAUUUCCGCUAUGCGAGCAGAAGCAAAAGCACUCGACAGCGUUCGGCUGGGCAGCACAUUCCUCAAACGUUGGCAAAUCAGUACACGGCGCAAGAAGGAACAAGACGAGAACACCCUCGUUGCCAGGUACCAGCAUGCACGGGAAAGCAAUUACCUGAUUCGUGGACUUCAGCACUGGCGAACCAAAGCGCAAGUGGCUUUGACAUUGCGAGCACAGGGUGAAGUCUUUGUACGGCAAUCAAAACUCAAGGCAAAACAGGAUGUAAUGACCCUCUGGCAUCAAACAGCGACUCGGAGAGGUGCUCAGUUCUCCGAGGCAGGUGAAUUGGAUGCAGAUGGUCUACUGGGUCGUUUAGUGGCGGCACUCGAACGGAAAGUCUCCCACUAUCGCGAGAAUUGCGCAGACGCUGAUGCCCUCUUCCAAGAGAGGGAGAAUAUCCUCUAUGAGCGCAUGUGGACACGCUGGCAAGAUCGGUACUCGGUCUUGGUUGAAAACCAGAAGAAGGCAGAUGCGCGUGCAGAACGCCUUCGAAAGGCUCAUGAGCGUGGCACACGGCAUCGACUUCAGCGUGUUCUUGUCAAUUGGUUGGGUAAGAUGCGGCAUCAGCGUGGCAUGCUCGUGGCCAACGAAAGUGGGGCUCGACUGCACAGUAGUGGCAGCUGGAGCGGCAGUGCACAUAGCAGCAUUCUCGAACGCAGGGAGAGGUCCAGGGCAAUGGAGGAUGGCAAAUGGCGUUCGUAAUCAAAAAUUUUGGCUAGGCGGCUUUCUAUGUAUCUUUUCUUUGUCGUCACAAGCUUGGUCGGCAGGUUAUGGAUCGCAUGAGGGCAACUCUUAGCUCCGGCAUCCGUGGUGAGCUCACUCAUCUGCAAUCGGGCCUGUACAACGAUGAACAAGAUUGGUCAAUACUGUACACCAAAGAAAGAGAAUCAUUCGAUUGCUAGUACUAGUACAUCAGGAUUCAGGACAUUUUGUAUCUCGUUCCU